GAUCACAUUUUGAAUGUGAUUUGCCUGAACAAAAGCAUUUUGCGACUGUUGAGCAGCUAAGCUGGAAAGCACCCAGGUCAACAUCAUCAGGAGAAGGCAUAACCUCCCUAACUGCCUGCCUGGAGGCAGUUGUCGCAUGAGGACAGCUGGGAAACACCCCAGCGGCACGCUGUCUUAGCUGGAGGGAGCACUGCCGAACUUCCUGUGGUGGCCAGUGGAGGAGGAACAGAUAUCUAUCUUGGGACCAGGCAACUGAGAUGAAUGAAAGGAUGAAUCCCUAUAUUUCUACAAAGAAUAAAAUCUACACACAAGAAGGCCAUCAUUAAUAACGUUUUAUAGAGGGUUCUCAACCAUAAUCCGCUGAAAGUCAUUGAUGAUACCUGAUUUUACAAGCUUCCCUCACUGAAACUUCUAGACCUUAGUUCCACAGAAAUGACCCCAAAGAUACUGGAGGCCCUGCUCCAGUCAUCCCUGCAUUUGAAGACUCUCAUCUUGCCUAACAAGAUGUGCUGCUGUCUUUGCGGUAUGAAGGAUGGCACUGAAGUUUUGUCUGAUACGAUUAAGUUGGACUGCACCGACACAUGUACCACGAACGAAUCUCUCUGCGAGAAAGAUGAGGCUUUGAACAGGAUGCAAAAAGAAGUCAUGAAGGCGUUGGAAAUCAGGAAGCUGAAUGCCAGCAGUACACUGAACAUUGUGCCUGAGAAACUUUUACACAGCAACAUAACAAUGAAGGUCACCGUGAGGCAGAGAAACACCAAUUUAGGUGAACUCAACCCACACCUUUUGAAAUCGGUCCAGGAAUUAGGUAAGCUGAAACCUGAAGAGGUCCUGCAAAUCAAGUGGAAUGACACGUCUGAACUGAAAAAGCUGUACAUGCUGGCCAAUUUGCUCCAGAUGGCACUUACAGAACAAGUUAUGGAAGAUAAAAGGGGCAGGCAAGGGGAACCUCGCCAAAUAGCACGCCGGUCUGCUUGGAAGUGGUCUCUUAUGCAGUUCACAACUAGCUUCCCCUUUUUGACAGCUUCCAUCAUGGUGGAUAAUGACGCUGCUGACUUGACUGGCCGAGUACUUAUCAUUCUGAAACAUUUCAAUGAGUCAAGCCAUCAAGACCACUCUCUGCAUGAGGAAGAAACAGCGGCUCCCAGUACCACUACCACCACCACUACCACCCCCACUACCACCCCCACUACUACCACAACUACUACCACUAGCACCACUAGUCCUACUAGUCAGAGUUUGCUGCUGGAAGGUACGUCCUGCUCUUCCCAAAAUGAACCUAGUGAAGGAAACUCAGAGCAGACAUCAGAUAAUGCACCAUUAAUGGCAAAGGAGGUGCUGCUCAACCAGCUCAUGCAUGGAACUCAGGAAGGUGCUGUGCCCCAAAUCCCAGGAGAUAACGCAGAGGCACCCCAAAUCCCAGGAGAUGACACAGAGGUCUCCUUAAACGAAAUCUCCCCUGAUAUAACAUUGUCCCAUGAGACAAACUGGGAGCAUCAUGAACUGAAGACCACUGCUUGCCACAAGCUGAACAUCUUGCCCACUGAUGAUGACUACUUGCUUCAAGGGGACCUUUUUGAAGCUGAGUUGAACAAGCGGCUAUCACCCCUUAUCCCAAACACACCAGUGAGGAACCUCAUAUCCCACACACUCCGUAUCCUCAAAAUGGACUGCACAGUGUCCAGGGUCCAGCUGGCCUGUGCUAAGCUCAUCUCCAGAACAGGUCUCCUCAUGAAACUAUUCAGUGAGAGAGAAAACCUCAUGGAUAACUCCGCCUUGUGGAAGUCAUACUUCUUGUCUAUGAAGAAUGUCUCCAACUUGGCCACAGGAAGUCCAAGAAAACUGGGGAAAUCUGAGAUUGGAAGCCAGGGAAUCCCAGAAUAUGGCUAUGGCAAAAAGCUGUUGUUUGCUAUUUCAGUGACUGCAGUGAUAAUAAUUAUCAUUUCAGUAAUUGGGCUGACUGAGAUCUGCUCUCAGCGUUCUGCAGCUAAGCAUGGCACCCCUCAAGAAAAACGGACGUUUCUGGGCAGAAAGAAGAAAGGAGCAGAACAGUCUUCCAGUGCAGGUUCUUCAGUGCUCGAUAAGCCUCUUUGGCUCAAGGAUAUGUACCAGCCUCUGGAUGAAGUACGGAAAAAGAGCAUGGUGGACAAAAUGCACGAUGAAGAAUCCUCUGAAGAUGAAGAUAUAUUCAGCUGGGCAAGAGUUCCCGGAGCUCCACCAGGUCCACCAAGCCCAUCACCGGUAGAACAACCGCCUUCAAGAAGGCCCAGCUCAAGAAAAAUGUCACAAAUGACUGCACCGUCCCCUGCUAGAAAGCCCAGUUCCAAGACACUGUCUGCACAUCCGUCCCUCUUUGCACCUCAGUCCGCACCUCCAUCUGUGCCUCCAUCAAUGCCCAUGUAUAUGUCUCCGUAUGUACCUCCAUCUGCAACUCCAUCCGUACAUCCAUACGUACCCCCAUCAGUAUCUCCAUCCAUCCAUCAAUCCGUACCUCCAUCCGAAUAUCAGUCCGUACCUCCGUCUGUACAUCAGUCCGCACCUCCGUCCGCACCUCCCUCUGCACCUCACUCCGCACCUCACUCCGCACGUCCGUCUGUACCUGCAUCUGUGGAAGGAGCUCCGCACACACCAUCACCAAAAUCAUCAUUGACAAAGCCCCCCAGUGAAGCUUCAAAACGAGGAUCGACGGCAGAAGGUGGCGCUAGCACAGAGUCAAAGAAAGCAAGUUCGGGUGCAGGAAGCGAAGCUGGAGGAAGCAAAGCUGGAGGAAGUGAAGGUGGAGGAAGCGCAACUGAAGGGGGAGGAAGCGCAACGGAAGAAGAUUGACCUUUGUUCGUUUGUAAAUAAUGUUAUAUUAUCUGUAGAGCUCUGUACAAAGUUCUGUUGUUAUUAUUACUAUAAUCAUAAUACUAUUAUUAUUAUUAAAUACAUAACUCCAAAAGACA
Messenger RNA from Hemicordylus capensis (graceful crag lizard), 2945 nucleotides. Its product is annotated as leucine-rich repeat-containing protein 37A-like. The record is from RefSeq and is a predicted model, not a curated record. The transcript is spliced from 15 exons. Bases 433 to 2826 code for a protein of 797 amino acids. Lineage: Eukaryota; Metazoa; Chordata; Lepidosauria; Squamata; Cordylidae.